GCCACCAUACUCCCGCCAAAUAGCAAAACCCUAAACCCUCGCCCCUUUCAUUCCCGCCUUCAAAUUCCGGCGGAGUACAAUGGUAUAGCCGCCGAUUCAACUACAGGAUAUUGAAUGUAAAACCACUGAAAUCUAACGCACGCAAUCGGAGUUUAGAGCAUGUACGGACGACCAUCCAGUUUCGGUGCUCGCGGCUCCGGCCGGCGGCAGCCUCAGCAGCAGCAACCGCCGCCAGAAACGCAGUUUCCAGCAGCGCCAUACCUGAAUCCCGAUGUCGCGGUUCAAAACCUCAAUCAUCUUCUUCAAACUCAAAUCGGGUUCAUGCCUCAUCAGAACGUCAACUUCCCCAUGCAGACCUCGAACUUGCCGAUGCAAAAUAUUGGCUUUCAGUUUUCACAACCUUCCAAUCCUGGUUUACACUUUCCACAAGCUCCAAAUCCCGGUUUCCACUCUUCACAAUCUCCCAAUCCGGGUUUCCGUCCUCCACAACCUUCCAAAGCAGGUUCACAGCCGCAAAGUUCGACUAAGAAGCUGGCAGGAGGCAUCUUGAUGAUCAACCACACUGUAGCCAAGGCACACAGCGAUCUUCUUGCGGCCGGGGAAAGCAUCUCAGCUUGGAAGGUCUCUCAAUCAGCACUUUCAAUUCUCCAGGUUGAUACCUGGGAUUCUUUAGGGUACCGUAUGCAGGAAAUCGAUGCCCUUCACCGCCUCAUGAUGAUGGAAGGGAAGAUCAAUUCAUUUAUUCACUGCUUUGUGGGGGUGAGAAGAAUUACUACGUUAUAUGAAUUGGAGAAGGCUAUAUGCAAGGAUGAGGGAGUUAGGAAAUUUGAAGAGUUGAGACUGGGCCCUUUUCUGCGUCAUCCUCUUGUUUUGCAUUAUUUCUCAGUGAAUUCUGAGGUAACUGAAGUAUGUAAAAUAAAGAGUGAGGAUAUUAUUUCUUUUCUAUCUGAGUUCAUGGAUCAGGAUGUUUGUAGUAAUAAAAAUAUUACGGUCGAAGACUUUUUGGACUUCAUUUCCAGGAAGCGAUCGGUCACAAAGAGGGAAAUGCUGGGCAUACGUGUUCAAAACUUGGGUUGUUGUAGGACCCAUAUUUCUGUUAUCCGAAAAGCUAGGAGAUCAGAAGAUGAUAUUCUCAGUAAGUAUCUGACAAACUCUGAUGAGAAACGCCGGAAGCGGCCUCUUUUCUCAUUGCAGAAGCAAAAGUUAGAUGAGCGUUUUAGUGCAAUAUCUCAGCGAGUUGAAUCAUUUUCCUCUGUUCACAAAGACUUUUGUGGCAAGCAUGUUAGAUUUGAUUCUUCAAGCUCCGAAGACGAAGGCUGUGAUGAUAACGCACAUGAGGAAAAAAAGAAUGGCACUGACUUAAGCUCUGGUCUAAAGCUUUCAUUGCAAAGCAAUAAAAGUUCCGAUCGUUCAAGUAGCUGUCCUUACCCAUCUGCAACUGAAGAGAUGACGCGACUUGGGUUGAAAGGUGAAGUAAGUGGCCAUGCCACUCCUAUUGGCAGCCAAAACCACAGUAUAGGUAAUAGUACAUCCAAAAGGAAAAGGAGAUACAGACAUCAAAGGCACAAUACUUCUGGAUCCCCAACAUUAGGUAAAAAAGUUAAGGUAGAAUCCAGCAUCCUUGACAAAGAUAGUUUUGAUAAUUCAGAUGAAGGUAGUGGCGUUGAAGCUGAAUAUAAAAUUACAAAUAAUUCUUUGAGGAUGUUCAUUGCAACAUGGAAGGAUGGAUGUAGAGAUAUGACUGUGGCUGAGGUAGUCAAACGGAUGCUUGACCAUUACGGCAUAAAAUUUCGAUCGACAAUAAGAGUGAGAUCGAUGCUAUCGUCUUACCCAUUCAUUGGAUUACUCAAUGUUGCUGUUUCAUCUAUUAAGAAUGGGAUGUGGGACAGCAUUUAUGAUUCUCUACAAAUGAUCAAUCUACAUGAAUUGACUAAUACACAUGUCGAGAAACAACCAGUAUAUGAGUGCAUAGAUGUAGGUCCAAGUGCAGAGGGUGCUCUUAUUAAGCAUGUUCCAAAGUCUACAUAUGGCAUCACUGUGGAAGAUGUCCUCAACAAAGUUGGUCAGCAUAUCAAGUUUGAGCAGGAGGUUCACAGCAAUGGUCGAUUUCUCCUGGAAAAUAGAAUUCACAUUUUGAAACAGCUUUGCAGCUGUGAGUCCUGGCUUGUGGAGCAAUUUUCUGCCAAGGAUUUUAAGUGUCUUGGUCAUGAAGACUUUUUCACUUUCUUACAGAAGCAUGCCUCUAUGCUCCCUGAUGAGCUACGCAAGUUUCUUAUGCUUGAGAUUUCUGAAAGUUCCCCUUUGGAGGCUUUCAUGCUACAGCGUCAGUUAGUGACUUUAGUAUCACAAGCUUGUAAUAAUUUAUCCGAGGAUGAAAUAAUAAGUAAGCAGAUGAUAUGUACACUUCUUACUCAGCAGUUUCCCUUGAUCAGUUUCAAACUUACUGAAAAUGGAUCUUUGGAAGAUUUUAUGGAGCUUGUGGAGCAGCAAAAGAACAGUGUUGUUUCAAAGUGUGUCACAUUUUCUGUUUCAUUGUUAGGGAGAUGUCAUUUAAGAGAUUCUUUGGCUAUGAUGGAUAAUGAUUCACUGGGUGCCACUUCAUUUACUGCUGAAGUUGGACAAGGAUUGAGAGCCGUCGAAUCUGUGACAUCGGAGGAUGCUAUCAAAGUCUUGGUUAGAGCACCAAUGCUGUUGGAUUUGAACUAUUGGUCUCAUUGGGAUAUCUUAUUUGCUCCAGCUCUUGGUCCUCUUCUACCCUGGUUGCAGAAUGAAGUUAAUACAGAAAACUUUAUGUGUAUGGUUACCAAAGAAGGGAAAGUUAUACGAAUAGAUCACACAGCUACUGCUGAUUCAUUCUUGGAAGCUGUACUGCAAGGAUCUCCAUUUCAUACUGCAGUGAAGCUUUUAUCUAUCUUUGCUUUACUUGGUGGAGAAAAAUAUCUUCCCUUAUCCCUACUUAAACACCAUGCCAACCGUGCUUUUGAAGUUAUUAUCAAGAACUCUGUUGAAAACAUAGAAAUGUUUGAAAAUUGGGCUCAGGGGCUUGAAAAGGUGGUCUUUCAUCAGAACCUCAUUGAGCAGCAGGUUGCAGCUGGUAAUUUGAGUUUUGAAUUGAAGAAGAAGAUUGAUAUGAGGAACAAAGCAAUUCGCUUGUUGUCCAGGUUUUUUGUUGAUUGCCUUGGUUAUCUACCAGUAGAGUUUCAUUACUUGGCUGCAAAUAUAUUGCUUUCUGGCAUAAGUUCUGUCGUUAAAGAUGCUGCAUCGGCUAUUUUACUUGAGUGUUGGAAACCAGAGCAGCGUCUAAUGCUUCAUGAAAUAGGCCUCUCUCUUGGUGUGCUGGAGUGGAUCCAGGACUAUCACAUGGUUUCUUCUAGUGCUUCUUCAGACCUGUUCACUGAUGCAUGCUUGAAUGAUAGGUCUGAGAUAAACAGAAAUGGACAUAUAGGUGGUCUUUUGACUAAGCACUCUGCUUCAGAACAAAAUGCCCCUCUCUCUAUUAAAGAGAACACACCUAAUGAAGAAAUGAGCGUUUCUAGCGCAAACUGUACUAGCAAAAUUUUUAAUGAUGCAAAUGGCCUCAGUUCUAUGUCACUUGCUUCAGAACCUGUUGGAAAUGAGGAUGCAGCUCAGAUCAUCCAAUCCAUCAGGCGUGAGGAAUUUGGUCUUGAUCCUGAUCUUCCCAUUUCUGAGUCUGGUAUGUUGCGGAAGCAGCAUGCUCGUUUAGGAAGAGCUCUUCAUUGUCUUUCACAGGAGCUGUAUUCACAGGAUUCACACUUUCUGCUUGAGCUGGUUCAAAAUGCUGACGAUAAUAUCUAUCCACAAAGUGUCGAACCCACUCUAGCGUUCAUUUUUGAGGAGUCAGGGAUUGUUGUUUUAAAUAACGAGGAAGGCUUUUCUGCUAAAAAUAUCAGAGCACUCUGUGAUGUUGGGAAUUCCACAAAGAAAGGAUCAAAUGCUGGAUAUAUAGGAAAGAAAGGCAUUGGCUUCAAAUCAGUUUUUCGGAUCACAGAUGCUCCUGAGAUUCAUUCCAAUGGGUUUCAUGUUAAGUUUGAUAUAAGUGAGGGGCAGAUUGGGUUUGUCUUGCCAACUAUCAUUUCUCCUUGCAAUGUUAACUUGUAUGGUAGGUUGGCUUCCAGUGCGUCUGAUCAGCAGGAUACAAAUAUUUGGAACACUUGUAUUGUGCUACCUUUCAGAUCAAAAUUAUCUGGAGGGGGGAACUUGAUCAAUAAUAUUGUGAAUAUGUUUGCAGACCUUCAUCCGUCUUUGUUACUCUUUCUUCACCGUCUCCAGUGUAUUAAGAUCAGAAACUUGAUCGACAAUUCACUUAUUGUUAUGAGGAAAGAAGUUGUUGGAAAUGGCAUCAUUAGGGUUUCUCAUGGGGAAGAAAAAAUGGCAUGGCUUGUAGUGUCUCAAAAGUUGAAGGCUGAUGCUAUUCGUCAUGAUGUCCAAUCUACUGAGAUCUCAAUUGCAUUUACACUCCAGGAAGAAGAGAAUGGGGUUUACAGUCCAUUUCUGGACCAACAACCAGUUUUUGCAUUCCUUCCUCUAAGAAUGUAUGGCUUGAAGUUUAUAAUUCAAGGUGAUUUUGUUCUACCUUCCUCCCGAGAGGAGGUGGAUGGUGAUAGUCCCUGGAAUCAGUGGUUAUUGUCAGAGUUUCCUAGUUUGUUUGUGAGUGCAGUAAAAUCUUUCUGUUCUCUUCCAUGCUUUGAGAGCUGUCCAGGGAAAGCUAUUGCAACUUUUAUGAGCUAUAUUCCACUAGUUGGAGAAGUACAUGGUUUUUUUUCUAGUCUUCCUCGAUUAAUUAUUUCUAAGUUACGCAUGUCUAACUGCUUACUUUUGGAAGGAAAAGAAACUGAAUGGGUUCCCCCAUACAAGGUUUUGAGAGGUUGGAAUGUUCAAGCUCUUACUCUUCUUCCUGAUAAUUUGCUUCGUGAAUAUCUUGGGCUUGGAUUCCUAGAUAAAGAUAUAAUCUUGCCCGACUCACUAGCAAGAGCAUUGGGUAUUGAAGAGUAUGGGCCUAAAAUUCUUGUGCAGUUUAUGACCUCUCUGUGUCAGAAGCAUAAUAGCCUCAAAUCUAUGGGACUGGCUUGGUUGGGCUCUUGUCUAAAUGUACUUCACAACAUGCUUCUUCAGUCUUCUGGGAAAACGACAUUAGAAUUGGAAAGGAAUGCUGAUCUUAUAAGAUCUCUUCAGAAGGUUCCACUAAUUCCUCUCUCUGAUGGUACCUGUAGCUCCGUAGCUGAAGGUACAAUAUGGUUACAUUCUGAUUCCUCAAAUACCAUAGUUGAUGGAAAGUAUGGACUUGAAGCUUUCCCAAAUUUGAAUGCCAAGAUUCGUGUAGUUUGUCCAGCUUUCCUUUCUCUUUUUUCUGUUGAUAACUCACAAAUGGAUGCACCCUCGGUGGGGAAUAUUAGCAGGAUGCUUCAUAGGAUUGGCGUUCAACGUUUAUCUGCCCAUGAAAUUAUUAAAGUACACGUCAUUCCAGCUAUAUCAAAUGAAUCAAAUCUAAAUGACAAUAAAAUUUUAAUGACAGAGUAUGUUUGUUUUGUAAUGACUCACCUACUAUCCAGUUGUCCUGAAUGUCACAUAGAUAGGGGGUUUAUCGUUUCAGAGUUACGUAACAAGGCCCUGAUUUUAACAAAUCAUGGCUACAAAAGACUUGUUGAGGUACCAGUUCAUUUCAGCAAAGAAUACAGAAAUCCCAUUGAUUUAGACAAGCUCAUUAAUGUGGAAAUGAAUUGGCAUGAGGUUGAUGACACCUAUUUGAAGCACCCAGUUACCCAUUCACUCUCCUGUGGACUCACAAAAUGGAGAAAUUUUUUCCAAGAUAUAGGCAUCACAGAUUUUGUUCAUGUAGUUGAAGUUAACAGGAGCAUUGCCAAUAUGCCUCAUGAUAUUAUGAUGAAUAGAAUGUGGGACCCAGAAAUAAUAUCUUCUGGUUCAGUGGUAAAAGAUUGGGAAUCGCCAGAGUUAACUCAUUUAUUAACCCUGUUAUCCACGCAUGGAAACCAAGAGAGCUGUAAAUACCUUUUGGAGGUUCUUGAUACUUUAUGGGAUGAUCAGUUGAGUGACAAAGUUGUGGGUUACUGUAUUUCUAUAUCUGGUGAUUCUAGCAAACAAUUUCAGUCUGCUUUUAUGAAUAGCAUUUGUGAUGCCCAAUGGGUAGUAUCAAGUAUGGACAACAAGCGUCACUACCCUAAAGAUUUGUAUUAUGACUGUGAUGCAGUGCGGUCAAUCCUAGGAGCCUCUGCUCCUUAUGCUGUUCCAAAGGUUAGAAGUACAAAGUUGGUACGUGAUAUUGGGUUCAAGACUAGAGUUUCGCUUGAUGACACUUUCAAUAUUCUUAAAGUGUGGAGAACUGAGAAACUUUUCAAGACAAGCAUCUCACAAAUGUGCACGUUCUAUACAUUCUUGUGGAAUGAGAUGGCUGCAUCAAAACAGAAAAUUUUGGAGGAAUUACAUUCAGGGCCUUUUAUAUUUGUCCCUAUUGUAGCUGACUCUAGGCAUGAGGAUGUGGUGUCUGGUAUAUUUUUGUCUCCUAAGGAAGUAUAUUGGCACGAUCCCAUUGGCUCUAUUGACAAGGUUAAGGAUAUAUAUCUUCAAUGCAGCUUGACUAAAAUGGUUGAUUGUCCCAUAAUCAAGACUUUGUGCAAUAUUUAUCCAGGGCUUAAGAAAUUUUUUAUUGAUGAAUGUGGAAUACAUGAAUACCCUCCUCUAUGCAGUUAUCUUCAGUUUUUGAAGCAGAUAUCAGCUGUUGCUUUGCCUUCACAAGCUGGUGAUAUAGUAUUCGAAGUCUUUCUAAAAUGGGCUAAUGGACUAAAAUCAGGACUCCUGGGUUCUGAAGAUAUGGCUUACCUGAAGGAAUGUAUAGGAAGCUCUGAGUUCAAGGUCCUUCCCACUGAACAAGAUAAAUGGGUUUCGCUUCAUCCUUCCACUGGCAUUGUGUGCUUUUGUGAUGACAAGGAAUUAAGACAGCAAUGUAAGAAUAUGGGCAAAAUAGAUUUUAUAUAUGUCGGUGAGAUUGGCAAUGACAAAACAGAGGUUUUCCAGGCACAUUUCUCUCGCCUCUUGAAAGCUCUAGGGGUUCCUCUUCUUUCUGAGAUUGUAAGUCGUGAAGCGAAAUAUAAUGGUCUGAGGGACCCUAGCUUCAAAACUUCAUUAAUGAACUGGGCUCUUCCUUUUGCUCAGCGCUACAUGUAUAGUGUGCACCCUAACAGAUACACCGAGCUUAAACAAUCUGAAUUUGACAUCCUGAGUCGUCUGCAAGUAAUUGUUGUUGAAAAGCUGUUUUUCAGGAAUGUUAUAAAGAGUUUCGGGUGUGCUUCUGAUGACCAGGUUCCAUGUAGCUGUCUUCUGCAGGAUAAUAUUUUAUACACAACCCAAGACUCGGAUUCUCAUUCCUUGUUUAUGGAGUUUUCUCGUUUACUCUUCCAUGGAACUCCUGAGCUUCAUUUGGCCAACUUCCUUCACAUGAUCACCACCAUGGCUGAAUCGGGUUCCACGGAAGAGCAAACAGAGUUUUUUAUCCUGAAUACGCAGAAGGUGACGAAACUUCCUGAAGAGGAACCAAUUUGGUCUGUUUCAUCUGUCACCUCAUUGGUUGAGACCCACAACUUACUUCAGACAUGUCUUAGUCCUACCUUACCAAACGAUCAAGGGUCAUCUUCCAAAGCUAAAAACAAAGGAGGAAAUUGGCCACCUGUUGACUGGAAAACGGCUCCAGGUUUUAGUUAUGCUCGUGAAAAUGGUUUCAAAACACAACCAGCAACCUCACUGACUAAGUGCAACCCAUAUGUGGAAAACGUGUUUGAAGGCAUCGACAAGCAAAUGGAGAACUUGGCUUCAAUUUCAACAGAUGCAGACUGGACCUACGAGGGCGAUUCAUCCGCAGUGUCGGUAGCAUCAGUUGUUGACAGCAUUGGAGAACUUAUCAGCCAUGGUGAUGUAGAUCCUGAGGCAAUUGGUUCUCAAUCCGAUUCACGUGGUCUUUUCUGGAAAAAUCAGCUUAGAACCGGCAUCCCCAAUCCAGUACAGGCAAUGGUGACCGGGAGACUCGGCGAGCAUGCGGCCUUCAAAUACUUCACUGAAAAGUUCAGUGAUGCAGUAGUUAGGUGGGUUAACAAGGACACAGAAACUGGAUUCCCCUUUGAUAUAAUUAUAGGAGAUGACGAGGACAAUAGGCAGUAUAUUGAAGUGAAAUCAACCAGAUCUGCAAGGAAAGAUUGGUUUGACAUAUCAGUCAGAGAAUGGCAAUUUGCCGUUGAAAAGGGCGAAUCGUUCAGCAUUGCACACGUUUUAUUGUUAGCUAAUAAUGUCGCCCGGGUUUCGGUUUUUCAGAACCCAGUUAAAGCAUGCCAGUCAAGCAAGCUCCAACUCGCUCUUUUAAUGCCCAAACAGCAAAGGGAAUACUCGAAUGUCUCCUCCUGAAAUGGCAUUCUUCUUCUUUCCAUCCUUUCUGGGGAUUUAGUUUUGCUUUGCAGGGAAAUGCAGCAAACAAGUAAUGCCAGUUCGUCAGUUCGAUUUUUCGAUCUUGUUGUCGAGAUUCAAGGAGAACAUCUCGGUGAACUCAUUUGUAUACAUGCUUUUCUCAGUAGUUGCAAUUCAUAGUUACAUGGAGGCUUCGUCUAUUUAUUUGAUUAUAUACUCCCAAGUCUCAUCUGUGAGCACCAGCAGCGGGCUAUUUUUUAAUUUUUGCCCAUCCUCACUUGUCUACAUGUAAAUAAAUUUUGAGGGUAAUGAAGGGACAAUAUUCUUUUUAAAUGAAUACAAUUAAGAUUUUGUUCCACAAAAAAGAAGAAGAAAACCUUGUCAGCGUGUAAA
Molecule: messenger RNA, 8820 nt
Organism: Benincasa hispida (wax gourd)
Lineage: Eukaryota; Viridiplantae; Streptophyta; Magnoliopsida; Cucurbitales; Cucurbitaceae
Source: RefSeq, a predicted model, not a curated record